GCAUUGUUGAGACAGUUCGACCGUCAACAUGAUCUGCAUAUUCUAGAUGUCAACGGCAAAGGCAACAACUUCUCUCGCGACAACAGACGGUGCAUGGGGCAAGCAGCGGCCACUCCCACCUCCAUGACUCCAAAAGUCCCCCAAUUUGCUGGGGACUUUGCAUGACUUGGGUGCGGAUCUUAUCCUGUCCGGCACUGGCACAGCAAUACUACGGCCCCGAAUCAGCCUAGUAAUACCACACACAAUGAGCCCUGGAACGCCCACUUUUGCGGAGGACCUUUUGCGUGGUACCAAGGUCUACCAGAAAAGGACUCUUCGUAUAUGAAGCCUGGGGUCUCCGCAUGCCCCCUCUAAUUGCGUCCGUUCUUCUCUUCCUCUGUCCCAAGUCUUCUGUUUGCUGAGGAAUUGACGAUUGGAUCGAGUGUUACGAGACCGCCCCCUCCUUCAUCAUGAUUAGCUCUAUGAUCCGCGCCGUUGUGGCUGGCAGCGCCAUUGCCGGUGUUGCCGAAGCCGGACGUCUCAGUGUCGUCGCCCACGAUGGCCUAACCCGCGUCAACCACGGCGCCAUGAUGCCUGGCCAGAACAAGGCCGAUGCCGAUGCCUACUGCUACGGCCUCUACCCCGAGUCGGUGCCCUGCCCCAUUGUCGCCACUACCUUUGACCAGCUCAUCGACCACGACAAGCCCGAGCUCGGCACCUUCAAGCAGCGCGUCUGGUACAAUGCCGAGUUCUACGCUGGUCCUGGCGCCCCUCUUCUGCUGAGCACGCCUGGUGAAGGUGCUGCCGACCACUACCAGCCUUACACCAUGAACCAGACGCUUGCCGGCGCCUACAUGCAGGACCAGAAGGGUGCUGCUAUCGUCCUUGAGCACCGCUAUUGGGGAGACAGCUCGCCCUACGACACAAUCAACGCCAAGACGCUGCAGGCCCUCACUCUGGAUCAGUCGCUCCGCGAUCUCGUCUACUUUGCCCGCAACGUCGACCUGCCCUUCACCAACGGCACCUCCCACCCGGACAAGUCGCCCUGGACGUUCCUCGGUGGCUCGUACCCUGGCGCCCUCGUCGCAUACAUGAACAAGCUCUACCCCGGCACUUUCUGGACUUACCACGCCUCCAGUGCCGUCGUCGAGCCCAUUGGCGAUUACUGGCGCUACUUUGACCCCGUCUCUGCCGCUAUGCCCGCCAACUGCAGCAAGGACUGGAAGCUGGCGAUCAAGCAGCUCGACACGAUGAUGGAUUCCCGUGAUGCUGCUGGCCGUACGGCCCUCAAGAGCAAGUUUGGUCUCGGUGAGCUCGCCGACGACGACUUUGCCUCCACCCUCCUGGCCCCUCUCGACUCCUGGCAGGGAAACAAGUUCUACACCAAGCCCAAGGACGUUGUCCUCUACAACCUCUGCGACUACAUUGAGGGUGUUGGAAACCACAAUGAGAACAACACCGUUGUGCCUGGCGCCGAGGGCGUUGGCUCAUGCAAGGCCCUUCACGGUCUGGCCAAGUACAUGCGCGAAGUCUUUGUUCCCAAGGGUCCUUGUGACGGCCAGGACUGGCCCAACGGCAGUCUGCAAUGCUUCAAUACCCACAACCUCACCAGCCCAAUCUACACCGACCGCACCGUCCGUAACAACUACAACCUGCAGUGGUUGUGGAUGUGUUGCAACGAGCCUUUCCAGCACUGGCAGGCUUCUUUCCCCGGCGACAUCGGCAUGGUCUCCAAGUACUACACCACCCAGAUGGCUCGCGACCAGUGCGCUCCUCUCUUCCCCGACACCGACGGUUUCCAGUACGGCCUGAAGCUCGGCCGCACCACCGAGCAGAUUGUCGAGAAGACCACCGGCUGGAAGAACGUCAACACCACCCGUCUUAUCUACGUCAACGGCGAGUUUGAUCCCUGGAGGCCCGAGACUGUCUCCUCCGAUGAGCGCCCCGGCGGCCCCCUCCAGUUCACCGAUGAUGUCCCCGUCUUUGUCAUCAAGAACGGCACGCACUGCGCCGACUUGAGACUUGCCAGCGCCAAUGCCAACUCUGCCCUCGCUGCCCAGGUCGCCCAGAUGCGCAGCAUCAUGGGCAAGUGGACUGCCGAGUUCUACACGGAGAAGGGUAUCAAGCGUCCCGGCUUCUAAAGUGCAUGUCAUUGUCACAUUUGGUAUCACUUCAUGUAUAUAUACAAAACAGAACGCACAUGGUUCCUAGUCAGGAUAAACGAUGCGACGAUAUAAGGCUUGACGAUUGCAUGCCACCGCAGAAGACGAUAUAUAUAACUAGAUGUAUUAAUCGUAUUGAAAUACUAUAUUCACCUUGC
Messenger RNA from [Torrubiella] hemipterigena, 2299 nucleotides. NCBI's taxonomy places the organism in Eukaryota, Fungi, Ascomycota, Sordariomycetes, Hypocreales, Clavicipitaceae. The record is from the annotation of a GenBank genome assembly.